UGCAAUAUUUCGCGCUGGUACUUGAACAACUUUGCACAAUGCACCAGGCACGCGCUCUUACAGGUGCACCCUCUGACUAUCCAAGUCCUUGACUGCCCGUUUACCUUCUCACGGAGCCAUUUCCAGGAAUUACCGACAGCUUGAUAUGCAUCAUACAUAUAGCCCUUGCCAAAUACUUUCGGCCCACCAUUGUAGUCGGGUUCACCCCGGGCCUAUGGAAUACCAGUGAAUUAAUUACACGUAGCAGUGAAUCCUAUAAGAAUAGAACAUGCCCACCACCUAGGUGAAGGAGCUGUCGAACCGCGGACUGAGCCUCGCCCCGGCUUCCGCUUGGGCGUGGCGAUUAUCCCAAUUGUCCUAGCUCGUUGCGACCACUCGCCAGCUCAGCUUCUGGUCAGGAGCUUUAAUCAGGCGCACAAUGGGUUGUAGCUCUUCUGUUCACGCGGCUCCGCCACCAACAACAACGCAGACCCAUCAGCAAGGCGAGACAGUCAAGCCGCAGCCCAUCACCCCCGACUCGCGGCUGCUGCGCGGGCAAGCGCACCACUCCGCUGGCAGGGUGGCGGAGGCGAUGAAGGAGCUGAACGCCACCAUCGCCACCUGGCCGACAUACGCAAGAGCCUACCUGGAGCGCGGCAACGUGCGGCUGGAGCAGCGGGACUACCGCGGGGCGGUGGCCGACUACACGCGCGCGCUGCAGCUGCAGGGGAACCUGCUGCAGGCCUACAUGAUGCGCUGUCACGCCCAGUUGGAGCUGCGGCAGUUCGAGGAGGCGCUGCAGGACGUGCGGGAGGCGGAGCGGCUGGACCCUGAAAACGCGCAAGUACGGCUGCUAAAGGUGCAAGUACGGAAGGCGCAAGCAGCCGCUCAGAACGCAGCGUCCAACGGAGGAUCGACCCAUGGGUCGAUCGGGGGAGCAAGCGGCGAGGAGGAAGACGCCUUUGCAGGAAUCGACACCCCCAAAUCCUCCACGCCCUCCACAUCGGUUCGCAAGCUCUGCAUGGUCUGUAUGGACGCGGAACGAGAGUGCCGGCUGCGCCCCUGCAUGCACGCGGCGCUGUGUGUGGAGUGCGCCAACGGGCUCAUGGCGCGCGGCUACGGCUGCCCCAUCUGCUCCUCGCGCAUAGAGCAGGUGGAGCGCGGUUCCUUCAUGCACACCUUCACCGUGGAGGAGGCGCAGGGCAUCACAGCCAGCACCCGCCUCGGCGCCAACCCCUCCACCCCCUCACCCGGCAAGUCACCGCUGGGCCGGCGCUUCCCUGGCGGCGGCUCUCCCCUGGAGCACAUUGCCGAGGGCGACGAGGACGCGCACAAUACCUCCGCCUCCGUCGCCGCCACGAUCGCCGUCGUCGUGGCAGCGGAGGCGGCAGCCGCUGAGCUGGCGGAGGCGGCGGGGCCGCCGCCGUCGCCCCCCGUACAAUUGGAUCCGCAUCCGCUGGCGGCGCGGGCGGCGCUGACGGCGUCUCGCAGCUUCGCGGAGGCGCUGGCGGGUGCGACGUUGUUGGCGACGGCGGAGGGGGAGGUGACAGAGGUGGCGGCGGGGGAAGGAGCGGCGACGGGGCCGGCGGCGGCGGCGGGUACUGCGCCGCCGCCAUUACCUGGAGCUGUGGUGGACGAGGGGGAGGGAGAAGAAGAGGAGGAGGAGCAUUCGUUGACGGCUCCGAGCGUUCCUGAGAUGCGGGAGAGCGGUGCUGGCGGCAGCGGUCGUGAGGAGGAGGAAGAGGAGGAAGACGAGGAGGCGGAGGAGGAGGAAGAAGAAGAGGAGGAAGAAGAAGAGGCGGAGGAAGAGGAAGAGGAGUUGGAGGAGGACGGUGAGGAGGAAGGCGAGGAGGAGGAGGAGGAGGAAGAAGAAACGGAGGGCCAUGGGAGUGGGCAUGACGUAAGUGAGGGCGGCGGAAGCGGUGAGGAGCAACCCGCCCGCAGCGGCGGUAACGGCACUGACGACGGCGGACAUGGCGGCAACGACGGCGACGGCAGCAGCGGCGACGAUGGGGACCUUGAGGCUAGUACGGCAGCUGAGUCGGAAAGCGCCGAUGGAAGCCAUGCUAGCGCCAGCAACGGCGACGUCGCAGCCGUCCGUACACCCACCGCCGCCACCGCUGUCAGCGGCGACGACGACGGCAUUCCGCACGUUGACGGCGACGUCGACGGCGCUGCGAGUGUUGCUAUCACGGCUCUUGAAGGCGGCGGCGGCGGAGGCGACACAGCCGCUGCCGGCGACGACGGCGGCGUGUUGUCCCCCGGCACGUCCGCCUACGUGGCGAAUAGCCUGGCCGACUGGAUAGACGUACACCAAAUGCAGCUGGAGGAAGAAGCACGUGCGCAGCAGCAGCAGCAGCGGCAACGUGAGAAACAGAAUCCGCAGCAACUGCUGCUGUCACCUUCAUCGCAACCAGGGUCACACCCUUCUCCAGAGCCUUUGGACGCACCAGCGGAGGCGGAUGACAAGUACGACGAUGAUGGCCUUGACGGCGGCGACAGCAGCCGCAGGAGGAGCAGCUUUGUGGGGUUUUCCGCGCCGCCGGCACCCGUAACGCCCGAGCCUGAGGGAGGGUUAGCGGAGGCGGUGCCGUCAGCGGUACCAGUGCGCUAUGCGGCUGGCCCGGUGGCGGAGAGCGUUAACCAGGGUUGCGGUUGCAGGGGUGAGAAGGGAGGAGACGCCGCUGCUGCUACUACUGGGGUGCAAGGAUGGAUUGGCGGAGGUGGCUACUGCCGGUUGCUACAGCAGCAGCACCACCACCAUCAGCAGCAGCAGCAGCACCAGCAGCGAAGUACGGAAACGGCUGCCGUACGAGGCCUUGAGGCUGGGGUUUCGUCAGCAUCACAUGAAGCAUCUGCUGCCGCCGUAGCGUGGAGACGUUGCCGUGAAGGCGGCGGUGGAGGCGGUGGCGGGUCGAGUGUUAUGGCUGGUAUCCCCUCUCCAGCCGGAUGCGGCGGCGGGAAUCCGAGUCAGGCUAGCAGCUCUUAUUCACACAGCAGCACCAGCAGCAGCGGCAGCAGGGGUGCUACAAACGGCUGUAGGGCAAUACCGUACGGUGAAAUGUAUGUUAGGGCGAGGGUAUUCAACAGCUGCAGCAGCAGUACGGCAGCGGUUUCACAAUCGUGCAGCGCGAUAGGGGCUGUGGGUAGGCAGCGCUGUUAUGGCGGCGGUGCUGGGGGGUGUGCGGGUUGUGGAGGCGCGACAGCGGAGGGGGUUGGGAGAGGAGAGCGACCCAUGGGUCAUCCGCGGGUCGGGAAGAUUGGGGCCCUGGUCGGGAGCGUAGGGUCCUCCUCGGUUUGCGCCCCACCACAAGCGGACGGGGGGAGAGGCGGUGGUGGGAGUGGGAGAAGAAGUGGCAUUAGCAGCGGUAGCAGCGGCGGUGGUUGGGUGGGUGGAUUAGUGGAAGGAAGCCCUGCGGAAGCACCCAUUCUACCAGUGAAGCGGCCGCUUUAGCUGCCCGCCGAAUAAACUGUGUUUGCUCAGCAUUGUUCACAGGUUAUGAAUUGCCAUGUGACCGCCUGUUGUACGACGGCUUUAAUAUGGAUAGGUGUACUGCGGGAUGCCGUAUAUAGAUAUCAAGACACUGACUGGUGCUGCCGCGGAUACCGCAGGUAGCGUUGCCGAUGACCCCACUAACCCAUGUUUCUUUACUUAUGUCUUGCCGCAAGGCCAUACAUGGUUUCCUAGUAGUCAAUUGGGACAGGACGUAGGUGUUGAUCGCUGCGAUAUGCUUCUGGGGGGUGCGUCUACCCCCUGAUAACAGAUGAUCACAUACGACGCCACACCGCAACUCAACUCACAAAUCAUACCGUGAACUAGGCUUUCGCGCAACGUUACCAGGGACCCCCCUUGAAGGGCGCUGUCUGACACGUAUAAGGAGGAUGUGACAACUGCUGCUGUAUGGUGACGUCGCAAAGGACGCAAAAAACGCAGGUUUUCGCUAGAACGGUGCUUAUUGCCAGCUCCCAACUUGCCUUAUUAUGACGCUUGCAGUUGAUAUCCCCACCUAUUACGUCCUAUAUUUAUGGUAUAAAGGCUUCAGCAGCUGUGCUCUUCUGGGCCUUACGUGCCUGCUGUGGCUGGGUGUCCCCCCCCUAGCUCUUUGUGUAUUGUGUACGGGCAGGCUGGCCGGGGUAGCCUGGGUGCUGCCAGUGUGGUGCUUCCAGGGUGCUGCCAGGGUGGAGGGGUGACUCCGCGCUGCUUCCGGCCGCGUAUGUGCAUGCAUGAUGCUGCGGUGCAUGCCUGAUGCGCCCGACUGAUGCGCGCCGUAUGACUGCCCGUGUGCUGCAAUGCUCGCCUCUGCGUGCGCGCCUGCGUAUGAUGUGCGUGACCUGUGGGAUCUGAACGGUUGGUUGCUGGUUGCAUGCAUGCUGCUACCGGCGGUUUCACGGCGGUUUCUACCGGUAUGCCGUACACGGCAUACGGCAGACGAUGUGACUGAUGACCCGUACGGGAGUGCAUGAGGGGGCUAGUGGGCCUGCUGUGCAGCUGCUUGUUGGUGGUGCGGUAAGCAGGUGGCGUAAGGAGGGAACUUAACGAAGUGGAGGUGUUGAUAUUGAUCGGAGGGUUGGGUGAUGUGUGUACGAUGGGUUUGUUUAAUUUGUGGGUAUGCCUAAACCUAAACCUUCAUCUCCUAUUGCAACGUGCUGCACGACACCCUGCUCGUACCCUGCAAGGAAGUUGAGGACGCAGUUCCACAAGCUGAUUUGUACUGCUGCUAUGCACUGUUUAGCUACAUAUACGAAGCGCUAUGCGCCGCAUGGAGGGGUGCAUUGCAUGUAUGCAUACGGGUAGGGCAUUGUAGGGAUUGUGCAGAGACAUGCAUGGCUGUCUGUCUGGGAGUUCCCUCAUUCGCGAAACCCACAUCGACCAGCGCUCACGCGCGGCUGCUGUGUAUGGGGUUAUGUGGUGGCGGGUGCAGUGUCUCUCUUGUGGUGUUCCUGCUAUAGCCUGUGUGAAUCAGGUGGGGCUGUUAUAUACGGUACAUGAAAAACCCUAUAUAGAUAUGGUGUUGUAGGUAAUUACGGCUUAAAUACGUGCAUGGACUGCCGAACGUAUGAUACAGGAAUGUGUGACUUUUGUGCAUGCAAAAGGGAGUGGUGGUGGCCAAUGUUGGUGGUGGUUGGGGAGGCGCGCAUCCGAAAGUAUUCGAAACUACGGUUACUCUUACAGAGGCCGACAGUUACAAUUGUCAUGCACUGUCGACGUUUGGUCUAUGGAGACAGGCGCGUCUUGUAAUCGUGCAGUGGCUGAAGAAGAUGAGAGCUGUGAAGCAUUGCUGCAGGAAGUGGAGGGUAUCAUUGCCGGGGCUGCCAAUAAUUUAGCCAAGG
Astrephomene gubernaculifera is the source of this 5310-nucleotide messenger RNA. The record is from the annotation of a GenBank genome assembly. NCBI's taxonomy places the organism in Eukaryota, Viridiplantae, Chlorophyta, Chlorophyceae, Chlamydomonadales, Astrephomenaceae.